AUCUCAUCAUCAUCACAGCCUCCACCUUCAUCACCAGUAAUCACCAAAGCAGAAGGGUUCGGCAGCUACCAGAAAUGGGGAAAAGAUGAAGCAGAUCUAGCCAGUAAUCACGGAAGCGAAGCAUUCACUGAAUCUCCAACCCACCGGCGACAGGUUGAGGAAGACGUUCGCGGUGUGCGACGUGUAGCGUUCGUCGUUCGUGAUGAAGAAGGAGAACAGAAACAGAUCUGCAAUCGAAAAUCCAUUGUUUUUUUUUUUUUUUAGUUUGAACUUAGGUGUACCAGUCAUAUUUCGGUGUGCCGGCCGGUACACAAAAUUCCGGCCGGUAUAUCGGAUUUUGACCGAAACGAUCGAAUUUUGACCAAAACAAAAUUUGAUGUUGUACCGUUUCGGUCAAGUGUCAAAACCGGUACGUACCGACCAUACCGGCCGGUACGGUAUGGGAUUGACUUCUUUGAUGGCAACACUAAAGGGAGAAAGCUGUGUCCGAGGUGUCCGACAACUAUACGACCAGCGAGCGGAAGGUGCUGAAUACCGUUGCUCUCACCACAUGGGUGCUGCAAGACUAGCCGCCUUCUUUAGCUCGAUCCACAAAACCACCCCACGUUAUUUCCCACCUCCUCCCUUCACUGCGCUAGCUCUGCUAUCUCUUCGGCAUUGAAAAAGCCUUAGUGUCCAAGUUAUACCUACCAUUCUAUGUAAAUGGCUUUAGCUUUGUCGAAAUAGGUUGAACCAAAUGCUAAUAUUUUUAAGUAAAAAUUGAUUCAUUGA
Messenger RNA from Rubroshorea leprosula, 771 nucleotides. Lineage: Eukaryota; Viridiplantae; Streptophyta; Magnoliopsida; Malvales; Dipterocarpaceae. The record is from the annotation of a GenBank genome assembly.